Messenger RNA from Asparagus officinalis (garden asparagus), 1413 nucleotides. Its product is annotated as psbQ-like protein 3, chloroplastic. The record is from RefSeq and is a predicted model, not a curated record. Bases 91 to 585 code for a protein of 164 amino acids. NCBI's taxonomy places the organism in Eukaryota, Viridiplantae, Streptophyta, Magnoliopsida, Asparagales, Asparagaceae. Gene Ontology annotation, biological process: photosynthetic electron transport chain; photosynthesis. Gene Ontology annotation, molecular function: calcium ion binding. The transcript has 2 exons. Gene Ontology annotation, cellular component: extrinsic component of membrane; chloroplast; photosystem II oxygen evolving complex.
CACAGAUACAAGUGAUGCAAGAGCCUUAUCCAAUCCUUCUGCUUGCUUUCAUUACCAUUCAAAUUUUCAAGAAAACAUACGGCAACUUCAAUGGCAGCAACUCUGCAGCUCUGCUCAUCAAAUCUCCUUAGAAAACCAAGCUGCAAUCUCCAUCAACUCUUCAUCAAUAGAAGAUCAGCAAUAUCGAUAGCUCUCUCCUCCACAGCUUUCCUGAACCAAAAUGCUGCUGCUUCUGCAUUUGAGCUGAGAUUCACAGUCCCUGACCAAACAGUGGAAGAAGCCGAAGCUGUUAUAAGAAGCCAUGCUCAAGCUCUCCUACAGAUCAAAGCCCUCAUAGAAUCAGAGUCAUGGAGAGAUGCUCAGUUCGCGCUUCGAGAGAGCUCGAGCUACCUGAAACAAGAUCUAUAUACCAUAAUUCAAGGAAAACCGGGGAGUCAGAGGCCGUUGCUGAGAAAAUUGUAUUCAACUCUGUUCAACAAUGUUUCAAAGUUGGAUUAUGCAGCCAGAAGCAAAGAUGCUGCUGUAGUGAAGGAAUGCUACAACAACAUUGUUGCAACUCUCGAUGAGAUUUUCGCAAAGAUUUAGCAAAUCGUCGACAAAGAAUUAUAUAAAGGAGAGAGUCACCAGCACAAGUUGUUUUGUAUUGAAAACAUCUUGAAUUCUUUGAAACCACAGGCCUAGCUCCUAGUAUAGAGAAAGAAGAGAACUGCAGUCAAAAUAUCGAGGAAAGUUCAAAGUCGAGGAAUUUUUUUUAAACUUCUUAUAUAUUGAUUUGUGCUACUGACUGAUGACUAGAUAACAGUCUUUGGUUCUUAUAACAGGAAAAAAGAAAAAAAAAAUGCAUGAAUCUCAUACGUGUUUGUAUGGGAAUUUCUGCCAUCAUUUUCUGAAAAAGUAUCCUAAUGAUUGGGAAACCUAGGAAAGCAGAGCCUUGUGUAUUUUACAUCUCGGAGAUGGAUUCACAGUGUUUCGGUUGGUCAGUAUUGUGCAGGGUGGAUCUGAACCAUAUAAAGGAUUUGUAUCCCGCGAGAUACCAAAAGUCCUGAUUUGGGUAAGCGGGACUAAACGCAAUGUUAGAAGAUUUUUCAGUAAAUUGCCCAGGGUUUUUGCCAGUGCACCUUAGUUUGGAUGGAGAAGAAGGGCAGUUGUUCUUGAAUGUGCCUGCAAUGAUCAUCUCCUACAGUAUUUCAGACAAGGUGUUCAUAAAAGUAUGCGAUCGACAAUCUCCAGUGGCACCUUAUGGUUGUCUCUAUGGUUGGAGAAAGUUUGUAUUUUUCGGUCAUACUCUACUCUCUCCAUGAACUACUGAUGUGUGACAGUGAUGAGUGAUUUCUAUCUGCUAAUGUACGCAAUACUUGUAAUCUUGAAUUGUUAACAUUUUAUUCACAAAAAAAUUCAGAAUUCAUUUGGUAA